AUGUCUUGCCCCCGCGCGGGGGGCAGCAUCAUGGCCAUCCUUCGCACCGUCCCCGGAGGGGGAGUGCUCGAGGGGGAGAUAGACGAUUGCUCCUGCUGCGCGGGGGGCAGCAUCCUUCGCACCGUCCCCGGACGGGGAGCACUCCCGCUGCCGCUGCCACUCCCGCUGCCGCUGCCACUGCCCGCGACCGCGACCGCCGCAGCCAUCUGCUGCUGCUGGAGCUGCUGGAGCUGCUGCCUAUCUCGCCGCUCCAUGUCUCGCAGCAUCCUUUGCACCAGCCCACCCGAGAGAAUCUCGGGUGACGAGGCUUCAGGGGGGUGCGCUGCCUCGCCCCUGUGCGCGGAGGCGCGCGAGCUUUCGGAGAGGGUGUCCGAGGAGAGGGUGCGGCACGAAGCCUGGGUGCGCGAAGCCUCCCCCAUCUCGAAGGCUCGCUUGGACGGCUCCCUCGAGCCAGAGGCCCUCGAGCCCCCAAAAGACACCUCGUGGUCGAAGGACGGGACCUUUGAGGCUCGCUUGGACUGCGAGCCAGACGGCUCCCUCGAGCAGGCGUGUCCCUCGCCAAAGGACACCUCGAACGAGCGCUCCUUGACGGAGCGCCGCGAGAACUCGCCGAAGGAGAGCUCUCGCAAACUUCCCCCGAGGCUGGCGAGCGCCUUGACGGACGGCACGCUCGGCCUGCCCGGCCGCGGCCUGUCUCUGGGGACAGGCUGCCGAGUCCCGGCCGGCGCCGUGGAGGGCCUUCUGCUGCCGGCCGUGGAGCUGUCGCUGAAGCUCCCCUUCUCAUCGGUGAAGGGCACGUGCCGCUUCUCCGGCGAGAUGGCCAGCGUCCUGACCAGUGGAGCGGUACGCCUGCCCGCGGCCGGCGCGAGCCGGGCGCGCACGGCGGAGCAGCACGCUCGCAGCCGCUCGCUUGCAGCGGAGCAGCACACGCGCAGCCGCUCGCUUGCAGCGGUGCAGCACACGCGCAGCCGCUCGCUUGCAGCGGUGCAGCACACGCACAGCCGCUCGUGGUAG
Messenger RNA from Emiliania huxleyi CCMP1516, 1014 nucleotides. RefSeq lists its product as hypothetical. The transcript has a single exon. The coding region runs from base 1 to 1014 and encodes 337 amino acids. NCBI's taxonomy places the organism in Eukaryota, Haptophyta, Isochrysidales, Noelaerhabdaceae. The record is from RefSeq and is a predicted model, not a curated record.